Messenger RNA from Cloeon dipterum, 3420 nucleotides. RefSeq lists its product as uncharacterized. The coding region runs from base 182 to 2989 and encodes 935 amino acids. The transcript is spliced from 12 exons. Lineage: Eukaryota; Metazoa; Arthropoda; Insecta; Ephemeroptera; Baetidae. Gene Ontology annotation, cellular component: snRNA-activating protein complex. Gene Ontology annotation, biological process: snRNA transcription by RNA polymerase III; snRNA transcription by RNA polymerase II. Gene Ontology annotation, molecular function: RNA polymerase III type 3 promoter sequence-specific DNA binding; RNA polymerase II cis-regulatory region sequence-specific DNA binding. The record is from RefSeq and is a predicted model, not a curated record.
AGAAACGCAGAGAAUCCGAGAAAAGACAGCGGUUGCUGUUUGGGCACUGGACAGUUCAUUACACGGGCGCAAAGUAUGUAUUUAUGUAAUUAGUCUGCCUGCAGUUCCUGCUCGAUUGCUUUCCCUAUGGGUUUUAUUACAGGGGACUCACGCUUUCCGAUCACUCACACUUCUUGCUCCGAUGGGAAGAAUCAAUGUUAUGCCCUAUCCUAGGGAGAAGUGUGAGUUGGGCGAAAAUGCCAUGGAGGAUAAUAUGGAGGAAGACCAUGGUGGUCCAUCAUCUGCAUUCUACGAAGUAAACCUCGAAGACCUCAGCAUGGCUCAGUUGGAAGAAAUUUUAAAUAAGAACAGACAGCUACAAAUCGAAAUCAGACUAAUUUUGAACAGUUUGGUUUCGAAGAUGAAUGAUUGUAUGAGCACCAAGGAAUACCUGCAAAGUCAGAUUAUUGAAUCUGAAUUGGCUGUGUCAACUCGAAUUGAUAAGGAUCCAUCAGCUAAAUUCUCCUUGACACUUAUUUCUUCUUCGUGGAAACCUUCAUACCCAUAUUUCCUAGACACAAGUGAUUUUCCGCCCCCUUUAAAUCAAGUGGACCACAUCAUGAACAAAAACAAUUUUCUAAGAAUAUCCUCACUACGCACUUGCUUUCGAUGGAAUCAACGUCAAAUGAAGAUGCUUGAUAGAGCUGUUACAGAAGAUGCACUUUACAGUUUACAAACAGGCCUUCUACAAAAGAAAAAGGUGUUGGUCCAGGCAUUGGAUGACAAGAUUUCCCUGCAGAAGAUGCUGUAUAACAUGGACAUUAUCAACGAAGACAUAGAAAAUCAACUUAGAGAGAAAUUUGAAUCAGGGCGGACAAUCGAGCAGCUGGAAAAAGCAAUUAAAGAGACAGACGAGGAAAUCAAAAGAGUUGCUGGAGAGCCUCUGCAGAAGAUGUUACAUGACCCAGACCAUGAAUUCAACUGGGCUAAAAUUAGAGAUAUAGAGUUUCCUGAGUCUCGGUCAGAAAGUGAGAUAAGAUCCAUGUGGAAGCUGUGUUUGCAGAAAAACCGUUCACGAAAACCGUGGACCUCUAAAGAGACUGAAAAGAUCUUGGAGCUGGCAGCCAAGCACAAUCACCAAAACUGGACACAAAUCGCCAAUGAGUUGGGCAGAAAGAGGUCAGCAUAUCAAGUGUUCAUCCAUUUCCAAGCAGAGGCGAAUCGUGCGAGGAACAAGUGGACCGAAUCCGAGGACAACUGUGUUAUCCAGGCAGUGAAGAAACUACGCAUGGGCAACUACAUCCCCUUCAGUUUGGUCGCCAAUCACGUGCCAGGCCGGAGCAGCUCUCAGAUUGCUCAAAGGUGGCGCAGCUUCCUUGACCCCUCAAUUUACAGGGGAACUUUCACCGCCAAUGAGGACAUCCUGCUCUACAUCUGCCGAGUUCUGAAGAAAAUGAGUUUUGCAGAGAUCAGUGAGAAUUAUUUCAUGCGCACUACGGAACAACUACGGAAACGGUUUCACACACUUAGAUCGUCUGAAGCAUUUGUAGAAAUGCUUAACAAGAGAGGAUUUUUCAUUGACCCAAACAGGGGCUUUCAUUCAACUCACAAAGUUCAAAUGGUAUUUUCCCAGCAGAACGGGAUUUCACUCUAUCAAAGCUCAGCUUCUAUGGAAACAUCGGAAAAACGUGCGAGAAAGUGCUAUGCCAAAAGGCGAAUUGAAGAAAAGAACAAGAAAUAUUACCUGAGUGCAGAAAAUUUGGGGGAUGGUAGAAAACUGCUGAAGGUAGAAGAGAGAUGCAUAGGAGGCCGGCCAAACAAGGUUAUGAGCAAAGAGGAAAUUGACAUUGCCAUGUACUUCUUCUCAAAGUACAGAUCUGGCAGGAUUGGCAGAUACUCAGCGAUAGUUAAUAAAAAUGUAGAACCAGUUGCGAGAGCAGUCAAGCAUUACUGUGAGAAACUGGACGCCAGGGUAGAUUUUGCAGCAUCAAGCGGAAUAUUUGCUGAAAACCGUCAGAUGUCUUUGGUACUAGAAAAACUGCAAGAUCUUUCAAUCAGCAACCAACCCAUUUACUCCAUCAUUCCUCCGCAAUUUUCCACAUUGGUUGGCUACAUGUGCAUCUUUUUGGAGGUGGCAAAGCUACAUAAACACACACUUGCCUCUCAAGAGAGUUUGUCAAGCUUCCAUAAGAAGUGUGAAAAGGCUGCCAUAUUCAUGAAUUCAAGAGGCCCCUCCAGCGCUGCCACAGCAAAGGGGACUUGCCAAAACCUUCACUUGGUACCGUCAGGUUGUGCCAGGCCCACUGUGUCGAUACAUUUGCACAAGGACGCUUGUAGUGGACGGCACUGCGUCAGCAAUGGUCAUCAUGGCGCAAUGACAAGAAAUUCAGACGUCGUCAAUGUUUGUGGAAACAUUCAAGAGUUGUACUUCAUUGAGAAGGGCAAUGAUUAUCCGACGUUCAAGCUGAACCUCACCAGAUUUGCUCCGGAAAAGCCGCUGUCUGGAUUCACAAUUGAUUGUAGGCAAGAACUGCCUGUUGCUACAAUUGGCUGUGACGAUGCAGAGCACAUCUCUCCAGAGGAAGCUUUGGACUUAUGGAAGUUGCGCUUUGUCGCCCUCUUCUCUGUACCAGCCAUCAUCGAGAUGUUCAGCACCCCUGAAGUUUAUGAUUUCAAAGAUGAACAACCGGUGACAAAGAAAUCAGCGACCAGGAAGUGCUAUUACAGGAGAAAGAGAAAAUACUGGAAGCAUAUAAACAGACCGGAGGAAGAAAAGGCUGAGAAAAAGGAGCUAGAGAGGCCUGACAAAGAGGCAAAGAAGCUUGAAGAAGAGGCAAAGAAGCCUGAAGAAGAAGCCAAGAAGACGCCAAGAAAGAGAAGAAGUGCCUCUGAAAUGGCAGCGCACUAUGCUCAAAUGAAAAAAGACAAACCAACUCGGUCCCGGAGAAAUCAACCCAAUGCAGGUCAGGUAACUAGCAGUGUUGAUGUUGUUGAAAUGUCCAAUCAAUAAGGUGUGAUGGCUUCUGAUUAGCAAGCAUUUUCAUCUUUAAUUCACAAUACAAAAAAUCAUUACAAUAAAGAAAAAUUGGGCUCUGAUCAACACUCAAAUCACUGUUAGUGAAGUCUUUUGAUUCUCACAAGGAAUAAGCAGCAUCACUAUCAUUGUGUCCUGCUCAGUCGGUCUUCUUGACCUGCUCUGUAGUACUACUGUUGGCCAAAACAGUAUUCUGGCGCAUCAUUUGCCUCAUUUGUGCAGCCUUAACACGAGCUAGCAACUCUGAAGACUGCCACAGCCAAUUGGCCACCAUGAUCAUACAAUUGAAUAGCAUUGGGAUCGAGAAUACAAUUGAUAUGAACAUUCCUUUACUGUCAAAGUACUGUUGCUUGGAGAAUGACCUGUAAAAUGAAUUAAGCUGUAAGAAAUAUGAUGAGACUGAACAA